Molecule: messenger RNA, 7865 nt
Organism: Drosophila gunungcola (fruit fly)
Lineage: Eukaryota; Metazoa; Arthropoda; Insecta; Diptera; Drosophilidae
Gene: axo
Product: axotactin
Exons: 21
Coding region: 850-7392 (2180 amino acids)
Molecular function (GO): serine-type endopeptidase inhibitor activity
Source: RefSeq, a predicted model, not a curated record
GGACCUGAUUUUCAGCUAACAAGAACCUAUAAACUUUUUGGAAUAUCGACUGGCCAUCUUAAGUUGAUAAAGUUUGCCAGCACGAAAUUCUAAGUUUAUAAAUUGCACGAUCUGGCUUUUAUAUCGCAUGCUAUAAGUGAUUCGCCACUGGAUCCAUGUGCAUCCGUCCCGCUCCAACGAUCAGCUGGGCUUUGUGUACCGCUGGGCUUAUCAGUCCGCCGAUCAGCCGGUCCGGUAAUCUGGCCGAGUCAGUUGCGUUCCUACGUUGCGAUCGAGCGGUUCGCGAGCGGUCACGGUUGAGUAAGUCAGUCGGGUAGAGAUCGGGGUUCCUUGGUGAUUUCAGAUUUCGAAUUUGGAAUUUUGGGCUUCUGGUUUCUGAUUUGUGGCAGGGAGCUGAGCAAAGCAAAGCCAAGUGAAGCCGGGCGGCGUCUCUCAAUUGAAGCCACUUAAGUUCGCCGCCGGAGAUCUGCGAAGGAAAUCUCUCACUUGGGGAUGAAUCAACCGUUGAGUUCAUGCCGCGGAAGUGUUAAUUUAGCGUCCAAAUACAAAUACGACUUGUAGAGAUCAGCGCUCAGUACAAGUGCCAGCUGAAUGUGCUCUUUGUGUGCUGCAUAAAUCGUGCCCGUCCCGUUUUCCAAAUAUAAAUAAAAUUAUGCAAAUGAAAUUAUGUGUGCGCUACCUUACCAGAUAGACACAUAAAUCGGUAAUUAAGUGAUAAUUAUUUAUGGUGUGAAUUGGGCCGGACAUUGGUAAACCUUUUGGGCGCUGUAAAUCGCUGGAAUAGCCGACGGAACCACUCGACACAGUUUGCAAGGAAAAGUAGGCCAUCGCCUGUCCUCCGUCCUCGACAUGGCCUGCCCGCAUAUCCUGGUGCUACUGCCCCUCAUCUGCUCCGCCCAGCUCAGCGCAGCCCUCAGCCUGCCGAACAUGACUUCAACGGAUGUUGUCGCUGCCGGCGGCGGCAUUUCGCCAAUCCUCGUGGCCGGAAAUCCCAGCAAUCUAGGCGGCAGCAACAUAAGUAUGACCGGAGGCAUUGGAUUGGCCGGCAGCAACCCCGGUGGACAAUCAGUACCGGAUUCGGGGGGCGGUACCUCUGCGGGCGGUUCGCCGGCAGGCGGCAGUGGCGGUGCCGCCGGCAGUAGUGGUAAUAUCGGCGGCAGCGGCAACAACUCUGCCAUGGUCCAAGGACAAAAGAACAGUCCGUACGAGAAGUGUGCCGGUCCUGGGGAUCCGGGUCCCUGCAAGCAGUACAUCUACAAGUGGCGCUACGAGCCAACCACAAACGAGUGCACCAACUUCAUUUGGGGCGGCUGUGAGGGCAAUCCGCAGAACCGUUUUGGCACCGAGGCGGAGUGCCUCUUCCACUGCAUCGGCGGGCCACACACUCUGCCGCCGUUCUUGCAGUCCACGACCCGUGAGCCCAGCACCACGGAGAGUUCCAUGCUCCUCGGCUCGCCGUACACCCAGAGUCCGGCCCAAUCGCCGGACGGAAUGGGCGGGGCCGAGGGCGGGGAGGGCACCACACCCGUGCCCAUCGAACAGCGCGGCCCCGAGCUGACUUUCGCGGAGACGGGCCAAGGCAAAACUUUCAUAUUCGCCAAGAAUAACACGUUCAUCCAAAUGGACGGCGACAUCAUACAGACAUUUCAAUUAAGACUUUGCCGUGAGAUUUCAUUUCAAUUCCGCACCCGACUGCCGCACGGCCUGCUCGUCUAUCACAACGUUAAGAAUCCGGAUCGCAUUAUAUUGGACCCCUAUGCACUCUAUGUGAUUGUUGAGAAGGGCCAGCUGAAGGUGGUCCAUGUCUUUGGCAAGCAUUCAACGAGUGUCACUGUGGGCGAGAGUCUGAAUCGAGAUGAAUGGCACAGUGUGAUGGUGCGCAUCGAUGUCCAUGGCGCAAGAUUAAUUGCACGCGUCGACAAUAGUCAGGAGGAGGUCUAUCUGAAAGGACUGAAUCACGAGUACAACUACGGCGUCUCCACGAACCUGCCGUCGGUGGUCCUGGUCGGAGGCCUUUCCUCCGAGGAGAAGCUUCACGGCGUGAAAUACAUUACGGAGUCCUUUGUGGGUUGCAUCCGCAAUGUGGUGCUGAGCUCCGGCAAGGCCGCCUCUGACCUCCUGCCCAUCGCCCCCCUGGUGGCCACCAAGCACGAGAACGUCAACGAAGGAUGCUCGGACAUGUGCGAGUCCCGGCACAACCUCUGCUUCGUGGGAUCGCGCUGCAUCAACCACUACGGCGGCAUAUCCUGCGACUGCUUUGGCACCCACUACGAAGGCGAGCACUGCGACAUCUACACGGCCACAAUUAUUACUUUACGAGGAGCGAGUUAUGUAUCCUACAGGAUAUACGACUGGAAGGAUCGCGUUCAUUCCUCAACCAGGCGUAUAAGUCUGAUGUUCCGAACAAAUUUCGACGAUUCAGCUUUGUUCUACGCCAGUGGUGAGUCGCUGAAGCAUCAGUAUAUAGCGGCUGCCAUUAAAAACCAAUCGGUUCAUGUGGAAAUGGACUUUGGCGACAACGUGAUGAGUACCAUACUGACAGACGACUUGACCCGAGGCUAUUGGCACAAUUUAACGAUUCUCCAUGAACAACGGACGGUGAGCAUUAUCCUGGAUCAACAGCAAAAGGUACUGGAACUACCGGCGACAGCCAGUGGGAAUCUACUCUUCGAUCCGGAGAUAUAUUUCGGAGGAGGACCGGAACUGCACAAGAAGAAGGGUCUGGCCUCCCAUAACAAUUUCGUGGGCAGUCUGAAGUAUGUCUACUACAACGACAUCUCCAUUCUGUACGAACUACAACGGGGGAAUCCCAAGGUGCACUAUCACGGCGUGCUGGAGGCGGAGUUCAUCGAGAACGAAGUGAAUGUCAUACCCAUCACCUAUCCCUUUGCGACAUCACACAUUUGGUGGCCCAUAAAUCACGCCGAAGAAUUUAAUAUUAAAUUCGAUUUCCGCAGCAGUCGACCGGGAGCAGUGCUGGCCUACAGUGACGUAACUACCAGUGCCGGAAAUGGCUUCUGGGAGAUACGUCUGACGUCGGACAAACUAAGUUUCGAUCUGGUGCCCGAUGUGAACAACAAUAUAACGCACUCGACCACGAUUAAAAUCAAUAGGGCCACCUCAUGGCACAGCGUGGAGUUGGACUAUAAGCUGGGCGAAAUACGGUUUACGGUGGAUUAUCGCCACACUCUCAGCCAAAUGUAUGGAUUGACCUUUAACAUUGGCGACAAACUGAUCAUCGGCAGUAGCCUGAAAUCUGCAGCCAUGGGUUUGGUCGGUUGUAUACGAGAUAUAGAGAUCAAUGGACAUCUGAUUGAACCACGACAUGUGGUCAAAACGGAACGGGUUGUGGGAGAGGUCGCCCUAGACAAUUGCAACUACAUAGAUCCCUGCAAACGACCCAAUACCUGUGAGCAUGGUGGCAAGUGUUUUGUAAAAGACGAUCGUGUGACCUGUGAUUGCAAACACACGGGUUAUAUAGGCAAAAAUUGUCAUUUUACCAAAUACCGAAAAACCUGCGAGGAGCUGGCCCUGCUUGGAUUCACUAAAUCGGAUGUCUAUCUCAUCGACAUCGAUGGCAAUGGUGUUUUCCCACCGGCACAUGUGAAAUGCGAUUUCCAGAGCCUUGAAAAUGCCACAAAAACGAUUGUUGAGCACAAUCUACCCAGUCAAGUGGAUGUGAGAUCUGCCAGGGAAACAGACUUCAGUUUCAACAUCCGAUAUAGGGAAUUUUCGCCUCACAUGCUGCAGGAACUUAUCUCGCAUUCACUGUACUGCACACAGUACAUCAAGUACGAUUGCUACCGGGCUCAGUUGGAACUUCACUCGGCCACCUGGUUCACAUCCUCGGCCAAGAAUCUCACCGUUGACUUCCUGGGCAAUGUCAAGAGAGGCGCCUGCCCGUGCUCCGUUAACAAGACGUGCGUGGACCCGAAUCAAUCAUGCAAUUGCGAUGUGAAGGAAAACAAAUGGAAUUCGGAUGAGGGCUACUACCAGGAUCCGCAGAGCCUGGGCAUUACCAAUAUGUACUUCCUGCAGCAGAAGGAUAUGGAUGACGAGGCCCAGGGCCGCAUCACUCUGGGUCCCCUGGAGUGCGUGGAAACAAAUACCCAGAAGUACGUGGUCACCUUCACCACAUCGCAGUCUUACAUCGAGGUGCCCGGCUGGCGGAAGGGCGACAUCGCCUUCUCGUUCCGGACCACCGGCGAGAAGGCCAUCCUGCUGUUCCAGCCACCCAUCCGACCCCACUACCCCUCGUUCAUGGUGGCCCUGACCGGCGACGACCAGCUCACGUUCACCUUCACACUGAGCACGGGCACCACCCGCGAGCUGGUCAUUAACUCGCACCGGCGGCUGAACGGCGGCGAGUGGCAUAAAAUAUGGAUCGACUACAACCAGUAUCAUGUGCGCUUCAUGAUAAACACCGAUUACCAGAUGCUCGAUUUGCUGCCCGAGGAGGAGUUCGGACCGUUCGAGGGCAGCAUGUACAUCGGCGGCGCCACAUUCGACCUGCUGAAGAAGCUGUCUGUUAAGGCCGGCCUUAUUGGAUGCUUCCGUGGCCUGGUGGUCAACGGCGAGAUUCUCGACAUCUACAGCUACAUGUCGGUGCAUCUGUCGGAGAUUAUCAAGGACUGCAAGCCAUCCUGUGUGCCAUCGCCCUGUCGCAACGGAGCCCAGUGCAAGGAGCUCUGGAGCAGCUUCAAGUGCGUCUGCAACAAUCCCUGGGCACACAUCGGCGAGUUCUGCGAGACAAACAUAAACGAAAAGGCUUUAACUUUUAUCAACCGAGAGUCCUUCCUGAUGCGAAAUUAUUUGAGCGUGGGUGCCACGCCAGUUAUCCUUAUGCAUGGAAUGGAUGGCGAGCGAGAUGUCCUGAAAGGCAUACUCAACCAAGAUCUACUGAUCAAUCUGCGAACCUACGAUACGAAUGCUCUCGUACUUUAUGCCAACGAUCACUACAAUAACUUUGUGCACCUGUACAUCAGUAUUAACAGGGAGAUUGUGUUCCUGUACAAUUAUGGUGAUGAAAUUGUAAAUCUCACUCUGCUGGAUGACACGUUGAUGGCCUCUUUGAAAAGCAUUCAAGUGGCCAUUGUUCGAGGGGAACAGGAAACUCGAAUGCAUGUUAAUCAGCGUAGUGUGAGCAUCGAUAGGGGAACCCUACUCCUAGAUGAAUAUGCCAACAAACCGUGGAGUAAUCCGGAAAAAGAGGUUCUGUCGCCGCACCGCCCCCCAGCCCCGCCCACCGAGUACUUCCAGUUCCACGUGGGCGGCUAUGAUCCGGCGAAUUUGCUGCGGCCCAAUGUGGAUGCACCCACCCUCGAAGGUUAUAUCGGCUGUGUGCGGGGCCUGAAAAUCGGAACGCAGUUGAUCGACUUGGCGGAAAUCAAUGAAAGGAAUAUAGCGCCCACUCAGGAAGGAGUCCUGCCCAAUUGUCAAAUCAAGUGCGAUGCAGAGCCUUGCAAGAAUGGAGGAACCUGCAAGGAGCAUUUCGCGGAGCAACUCUCGACCUGCGACUGCGAACACACCAGUUUCCUGGGUGAAUUUUGCUCCGAAGAAAAGGGAGCUGACUUCAGUGGCGAAUCGACGCUGCAGCGAAAAUUCGAACUACUGCCCGGUACAGGUCGCGUUGACUAUGUGCGCCUGCAGCUGGCCUUCUCGUCCUUCGACCUGCGACGGGCCAAUCGCAUAAUGCUGCUGAUGCAGACGGAGGCGGAGCGGAGCUACUACCUCCUGCUGGCCAUCACCUCCGAUGGCUACCUGCAGCUGGAGGAGGAUCGCGACAAUGGGCGCACGGUGGGCGCCCGGAUCGAUCGGAAUUUCCUAAACAGUGCCAGGCACUCGGUGUACUAUGUGCGCAAUGGCACCCAAUCGCAGCUCUUCAUCGAUCGCGAGCAGGUGCCCCUCACCGAGUUUGCCGCUCGUGUCCUCACAACUGGCGGCGAUGCGGGCUCGAAUCGCGUCCAGAUCGGCGGCAUCAACAGCACGGACUCGCGGUUCGCCGUCUUUAAGAGCUACAGCGGCUGCCUGUCGAACAUCUAUAUACAGGUGAACGGGCAUGUUAUGAAGCCACUCGAGGAGUAUAUGCUAUUCACAAAGUCCACCGCCGACAACAUUACGGUCAUCAAUCCGCAGGGAGUGCGUAGCGCCCAGUGCAACGCCAAAUUCGAUGUGAGCGAGCAGCCGACCCAGGAGCCCAUGGUCAACGUCAGCAUGAUUCCUGAGCCGUGGGUGGAGGAGCCGCCGGCCCGCGUCCCCUACGUCCCGAGAUUCGUGUACGAUGAGAACAAGCAGGAGGACUCCACGCAGGUCGUCUUCCUCACGCUGACCAGUGUCUUCGUCAUCAUCGUGAUCUGCUGCCUGCUGGAGGUGUAUCGCAGCCACUUGGCCUACAAGAAGCGCAUCGAGCGCGAGACGGACGAGGACAUCAUCUGGUCCAAGGAGCAGGCCACCAAAAUGCACGAGUCGCCAGGUGUUAAGGCCGGCCUCCUGGGCGGUGUGACGGCUGGCGCUGGCAAUGGCCUGCCGCCCUAUACCUACAAGGCGCUGCCGCAGGAGGAUAAAAAGCCCGGCAAUGGUGCCCCCUUGGUGGGCAUAUUGAAGAACGGCAGUGCCACGCCCACGCAGCCUGGCACUCCCACCGCCAUGUCCAAAAACGGUGACAUUGCCUCGCGCAUCGAAGAGGAGGAAGAGGAGGAGGACGAGGCUCCAGCUCCGACUCCUGUGGAAAAAAUUGAAGAAAAAAGCAGCGAAAAAGAGGAGCCUCAGAAGGAUACACCUGCCACCGAAGUGAAGGAGUCACAGGCUCAGCCACCUGAGCAGAUGACGACAGACACCACCGACUCCUCUGCCCCAGCAAAUGCUUCCAAGGAGCCGGAGGCAAAGGCAGAGUCCUCAGAGCCAUCAGCUCAGUUGCCCGCCGCCCAAAACGGACAGUUGCCCCAAAAUGAGCCGGUGGCUGCAGGGGAUGAGGGGCACGUCCUGGUGCCAAGUCUACCGCAGCAACAGCAGCAGCAACAGCAGCAACAUGAAAUGCAAAAGCAGCUGCCGCAGCAACGACAACUGCCACAAAGAGGCGGUUCACUUCAGCAGCUGAGUUCCAAGCGGAGAAAACCAGGAUCGGGGGGAAAUGGUGGCUCCGGAGGAGCUGGCACAGUAUCCAUUUCUGGCUCUGGCUCUGGAGCUGGAAUUGGAAUUGGACCGGCAACAGUGCGGCGACAAGUUUCUUGGGGUCCGCCAAUCGUGGCCGAAACGGAUGUGGAUUUGGCCAACAGCAGCAGUAGCGGCAGUAGUACAAACACCAACAGCAAUGGAAAUCGCAAGCCGGGUGGUGGUGGCAAACAAAAUGGAUACCAUGGCGUCAAUAGACGGGCCACCACCACCAGAAACUGACGGAAUGCAAAAAAUUGUGCCAGAAAAGCUGUAUAAAAGCAUAAAUAUUUAGGCAAAUUGAUGGCAAGACAACACAGGACUGAAUAAACAAGGCACAAAAGGCACGAGAACGAGACGAGAGUCAAAAAACAAAAGCAAUUUGUAUAAAUAAAAGCAAGUCAAAGUGCGACAGAGACAAAGGCAAAGCAAAUAAUACAAAUUGAAAAGAAGCAAGUCCUUGAAUUGUUGUGUAUAAAGAAAACUGUCUGCCCAUCGACAUGAAUAUUCCUCAACGAAAAAAAAAAUGGCAAAAACUUUUUGCAUCAAAUUUAACCAAACGAAACUUGCACACAAAUUUGGCCAAAAGUUGAUUAAAUAUGACAUGGAAUUUAAGACUUUGGUUUAAAUACAUUUGGACAAGGACAAAAAGAAACCAAAACUAUUCUUAGAAUUAGUUGGAAAUAUAUAUUGUAUCUAUGUCAUUUAAGAGUUUU